Messenger RNA from Exophiala bonariae, 1146 nucleotides. RefSeq lists its product as uncharacterized. The coding region runs from base 1 to 1146 and encodes 381 amino acids. Lineage: Eukaryota; Fungi; Ascomycota; Eurotiomycetes; Chaetothyriales; Herpotrichiellaceae. The transcript has 2 exons. The record is from RefSeq and is a predicted model, not a curated record.
AUGCAUGAGGCAGUCCAUCAUCUGAAGCAGUUGGAGAAGCCGAGAAAAGCAGACCGAUGGAAGAGUCGAGUCUCGGCUGAACAGGUAACUCGAGUAGAGAAGAUCUUAGGCUAUACUACAUGGGCAACCUUUGUUUCAACAACAGCAGCCACUUUUGCCAUGCGAAAGGAUCCCCUGAUGAAACCUCCGGAUCAGAAAAAGACUGCAGCAUGCCCAGGUGACGCCGGGGAAAUGUGGGUACCAUACCCUCAAGAAGGCCCAUCUGUGGUUGCUCAUGUUGAUUGCCAUCUUCGAUAUCUUGGAAGGCUGUUCGAGAUUUGCUUCAACAUUAGCGAAUACCUCUUCACCCAGGAACAAGAUGAGAAGGCAUUCUGGACCCGAGAUACUCUGGAGGAUCUUCAUAACGAGUUGGUAGCAUGGUAUGAAAGUUUGAUCGGCUGUCUACAGAUCGACUCUGUCAAAGCACCCCAUACAUUAAGUGUGCACGCUCAAUACCAUUGGUCUGUCAUGGUUCUAUCCGAGCUGAACUUCACGUCUCACCUCGACGACGAAGACGAUGCCACCGUUGCCCUACUUGUUCCUGUAAUUCAGGCUCAACACAUGGCUGCCGCGCUGGCCAUCGCCGACCUCAUCCAUCGCCAAUGCAUACACUGGGGUGUAAGUCAUGUUCCGACCAGCUUUCUCCAGCCCAUCAACGCCGCUAUUCCGGUGAUAACCAGCGACUUGGAGCCGGCUGAACACAAAUCAGCAUUUGUCAAACUCGCCAUAGGUCUCCACAGCCUGGCACGUAGAUCCGUGUCAGCUGAGAGCGUCCUCCGCAUGCUAAGGUUACGUCUACGGCAAAAACGACUUAUGGCAUCUGGUGAUAUCGAUCGACUCUUCGCCGAGGCUUCCGAACAGUGGAAAGCGAGUUUGUGGACUCCACCGCCACAGACGAGACACGAGAGCUCGAGCAACCCGAACCCGGGCUUCACUAUGGCCACCAGUGCAAACGUCAUGGACGGCGAUUACCCGGACGGCGAGGGAUCCCGUCAUCCCGUGACCGACGGAGGUGGGACACUGGAUGAGAGCUAUGAUCUGCUUGUCAGCAAGUGGAAUAACUUCAAUCUCAGGGCGUUUUCGAGUAGUAGCUCAUCGUCGAAUUAA